AUGCUUUACACACCAGACAUUUCCCUUGUUGAGUACGGUGUCUCCCUCCAGAACGGGUUCCUCCCGGAAGUUCCUCCCGUACGAAGAUUGGGAGACCCCUACUAUUCUCCGUGGGAGGACAUCGCACAAGACUUGCCUGAGCUCAUCCAAACUGGUACAAUCAGAAGGUCUGUGGAUGGCCUGGAUAUACUCUCUACGAAGAAGUUGCGGGGAGAACCUGAGUGGCGGAGAGCAUAUGUUGUGCUUGCUUACCUUACACACGCCUACAUCUGGGGUGGUGACAAGCCGAAAGAUGUGCUACCCCCCUGCAUCUCACGCCCAUUCAUCGAAGUAUCGAACCACUUGGAGCUACCACCAUGUGCCACUUAUGCUGCCCUCAAUCUUUGGAACUUCUCGGUACCAUCCGCUGAUACAGACGUUACGGAUCCGGACAAUCUAUCAGUGGUGACCUCGUUUACUGGCACCAAGGACGAAGAAUGGUUUUUUGUUCUCUCCGUCGCCAUCGAGGCCAAGGGAGCACAGCUCAUCGAGCUAAUGCUGGAUGCUAUGCAUGGAGCCAAUGUCGAUGAUAGCAAGCGUGUUGUCUCUCGUCUUGAGCAACUGAACUAUGGUCUGAAGGAACUUGGUGACCUCUUGGAACGCAUGUAUGAAAAUUGUGCGCCGCCCGUCUUUUACCAUCAACUACGCCCAUACCUGGCCGGUAGUAAGAACAUGGCAUCAGCUGGGUUACCAAAUGGUGUAUUCUACGAUAUCGGGGAAGGCCGGGGCGAGUGGCACCAAUACAGUGGUGGUAGCAAUGCUCAGAGUUCGUUGAUUCAAGCCUUCGACAUUUUCUUGGGCGUGGAGCAUUCAGCCACCGGAGAAACCAAGUCUCACGGCAAGCCGAAUCCUCAAGUCAUGACUGGCUUCAUGCAGACCAUGCGAAACUAUAUGCCAGGCCCUCACCGACGCUUCUUGGAAAUGAUGCUCCGCACGUCCAAUGUGAGAUCCUAUGUCUUGAGCCACAAGCCCGGAUCUGCUUUGAGGGAUGCAUACAACAUGGCAGUUAUGUCACUUGGGGGAUUCCGCGAUAAGCAUGUGCGGAUGGUUACUCGAUACAUCAUCAUGGCUGCAAGGAGUCCGCCGCCAAACCAAGUAGCUUCGAGGACAAACCUGGCCACGACAACGUCGACAAUCGUGGACAAUUCUCAUGAGAAACUCAACGCCGGCGUCAGAGGAACGGGCGGGACAGAUUUGAUACCGUUUCUCAAACAGACCAGAGACACAACGAAGGCUGCAGCCAGCUACACCGACUAA
This is a messenger RNA of Aspergillus luchuensis, 1296 nucleotides long. RefSeq names its product indoleamine 2,3-dioxygenase. Gene Ontology annotation, molecular function: metal ion binding; indoleamine 2,3-dioxygenase activity; heme binding. The record is from RefSeq and is a predicted model, not a curated record. Gene Ontology annotation, cellular component: cytoplasm. NCBI's taxonomy places the organism in Eukaryota, Fungi, Ascomycota, Eurotiomycetes, Eurotiales, Aspergillaceae. The transcript is spliced from 3 exons. Gene Ontology annotation, biological process: 'de novo' NAD+ biosynthetic process from L-tryptophan. The coding region runs from base 1 to 1296 and encodes 431 amino acids.